UUGGGCACGGCCAAAAUAACGAACAUUACUCCAAGUUCUUCUCUCUGCAACACUAUCCAGAUGCCCUUCACUACCACUGUCAGCCCCUACGUUGAUUACUGAUACUCUUCAGGUCUAUGAUAUCCACGAUUCUUCAUUGUAGGCGGAGUCAAUUGCGGCUUCAGUAGCGGUGUCCCUCGCCGCCCUCUGCUCUGCGGCAAUGACGAGGGGAAACUGGUUCAGAUUCGUCCUUUCCCGCCGGCAGUUUCUCCGGUCCUGCUCCUCGGACGCUUUUGACCCGCCGCCAUUUUUACCUUCCCGAAGAGUUGUUGUCACUGGUGUUGGCAUGGUGACUCCACUUGGGUGUGGGGUCAAAACUUCAUGGAAGCGACUAAUACAUGGAGAAUGUGGUGUAAGAGCAAUAACUCUUGAUGAUUUGAAGAUGAAUGGAUUUGAUAGAGAAGUUCAGUUGCGGGCAUUUGAACAACUGACAUCAAAAGUUGCUGCAACAGUGCCUUGCGGAACUAACCCGGGGGAAUUCCAGGAUGAGUUGUGGCUCAAUUCCAAAGAGCAUAGAUCAAUUUCGAGGUUUAUAGGGUAUGCACUAUGUGCUACUAAUGAAGCCCUCAAUGAUGCUAAUUGGAUACCAUCCACCUUGGGUGAGAAGGAACGAACAGGAGUGUCUAUAGGUGCUGGAAUUGGAAGCAUCGUUGAUGUUAUGGAUGCAUCCAAAAUGAUCUGCGAGAAGAAUUUACGUCGGAUUAGUCCAUUUUUCAUCCCGCGGAUACUGAUCAACAUGGCUUCAGGUCAUGUGAGCAUGAAGUACGGAUUUCAGGGACCAAACCAUGCUGCAGUGACAGCUUGUGCCACGGGGGCACAUUCAGUUGGGGAUGCUGCUAGGAUGAUCCAAUUUGGUGAUGCAGAUGUCAUGGUUGCUGGGGGGACCGAAGCCAGCAUUGAUGCUCUAUCUAUUGCAGGGUUUUGUAGGUCAAGAGCAUUGACUACCAAGUAUAAUACUGCACCACAGCAAGCUUCAAGGCCAUUUGAUUGUGACCGUGAUGGAUUUGUCAUUGGUGAGGGUUGUGGUAUUCUUGUGUUAGAGGAAUUAGAGCACGCUAAAAAGCGAGGUGCUAAGAUAUAUGCUGAGCUUCGUGGUUUUGGAUCCUCGGGUGAUGCAUAUCACAUCACUCAGCCGCAUUUUGGUGGAAGAGGUGCUAUUUUGGCCAUGACACGUGCUCUAAAGCAGUCUGGUCUUCAUCCUAGCCAAGUGGAUUACAUAAAUGCACAUGCAACAUCCACACUUUUGGGUGAUGUUGUGGAAGCUAAUGCGAUUCAACAUGUAUUUUCAGAUCAUGCAGCUUCAGGUGCUCUGGCCUUUUCCUCGACGAAGGGCGCAACUGGCCAUCUCCUUGGAGCAGCCGGAGCCGUAGAAGCUAUUUUUGCUGUGUUGACGAUACACCAUGGAAUCGCGCCUUUGACGCUUAACCUUAAAAAACCUGAUCCCGUAUUUGCUGGUGAGUUCAUGCCAUUGACAACAUCAAAGGAUAUGAAUGUUAAGGCUGCUUUGUCCAACUCUUUUGGCUUUGGGGGAACAAAUUCAACUUUGCUUUUUGCUUCCAUCAACUAAUCCUUGAAUUAGGAGUUGGAGUAAUACUGCACGUACUCUAAAUUUUUUACUCCAUUUUUUUCUUCGGCUUACGUGGCAUAUUUUGAUUCAUUCAGAAAAAAGAGUGGGCCACAAUUUUUAUUACUCUCUCUCUUAUAUUUCUCUUAUAUCAAUACAAUCCAUAUAAUAGCCGGAGUUUUACUCCCUUGAAGUUCAUAUAUUAUUUUCCUUUAUUACCUUGGACCUCACAUUAAUAAAAAGAAGUAUAUUCUUUUGUGUUUUGAUCUA
This is a messenger RNA of Ipomoea nil (Japanese morning glory), 1873 nucleotides long. RefSeq names its product 3-oxoacyl-[acyl-carrier-protein] synthase, mitochondrial. The transcript is spliced from 14 exons. The record is from RefSeq and is a predicted model, not a curated record. Gene Ontology annotation, biological process: fatty acid biosynthetic process. Gene Ontology annotation, molecular function: 3-oxoacyl-[acyl-carrier-protein] synthase activity. Lineage: Eukaryota; Viridiplantae; Streptophyta; Magnoliopsida; Solanales; Convolvulaceae. The coding region runs from base 200 to 1606 and encodes 468 amino acids.